UUGCUGCUUAGUUUGUUUAUUCAAUCAUUCAAUUCCAAUCCAACUUUAUUACUACUAUUCUCUUUGUUCUUAUCAAUACCAUCUCUAACUCUCUCUUUGCAAUGGUUUUGGUUGAUAGUCAUGGCAGCAAAGACGACGGAGCAAUGGUGGAUUUUCGUGGAAAUCCGGUCGAUAAAUCAAAAACUGGCGGCUGGCUCGCGGCCGGGCUCAUCUUAGGUACGGAACUCUCCGAGAGGAUUUGCGUGAUGGGAAUAUCGAUGAAUAUGGUGACGUAUCUCGUUGGAGAUUUGCAUCUCUCGACCGCAAAAUCAGCAAACAUCGUUACUAAUUUUAUGGGAACUCUUAAUCUACUAGGCCUUGUUGGUGGCUUCGUCGCUGACGCCAAACUCGGUCGUUAUAUGACGGUUGCUAUUGCGGCAUCCGUCACGGCUUUGGGAGUGACAUUGUUGACAUUGGCCACCACCAUCCCCAGCAUGAGGCCUCCUCCCUGCACGGAUCCACGGAGGCAUCUAUGCGUGGAGGCCAACAGGCGGCAGCUGGCCAUGCUCUACACGGCCCUCUACACGAUCGCGUUGGGGGGAGGAGGCAUCAAGUCUAAUGUCUCCGGCUUCGGAUCAGACCAGUUCGACUCGUCUGAUCCGAAAGAGGAGAAGGCGAUGAUAUACUUUUUCAAUAGAUUCUAUUUUUGCAUUAGCCUCGGUUCCCUUUUCGCAGUCACGGUUUUGGUCUACAUUCAAGACAAUGUGGGGAGGGGGUGGGGCUAUGGGAUUUCGGCGGGCACUAUGAUCAUCGCGGUUGGGGUGUUGCUAGUGGGGACGGCUUUGUACCGGUUCAAACGGCCUCAGGGAAGCCCCCUGACCGUCAUAUGGCGCGUCGUCUCCUCUGCUUGGAGGAGGAGACGUUUGCCGUAUCCUCCUCAACCUGACAUGUUGAAUGAGUACUACAAUGCCACAGUUCCUCAUUCAAAUAAACUUAGGUGCUUGGACAAGGCAUCGGUAAUUGAGGGCGACACACCGGCAGACGUGGCCAAAGGCGUCGCUACAACGAAACCCGCAACCGUUACUCAAGUUGAGGAAGUGAAAAUGGUGGUAAUGCUUCUACCAAUAUGGUCCACUUGCAUACUCUUUUGGACAGUCUACUCCCAAAUGAACACAUUCACCAUUGAGCAAGCCACAUUUAUGAACCGGAAUCUCGGAGGUUUCAAGAUCCCAGCCGGAAGCUUCUCCUUCUUCCUCUUCAUCACAAUCCUCCUCUUCACGUCCCUCAACGAGAGGGUCCUCGUCCCCUUAGCCCGAUGCGUGACCCACACAAAACAAGGCCUAUCCUCCCUCCAGAGGGUCGGGAUAGGCCUUGUCUUCUCCAUAUUCGGCAUGGGGGCCUCUGCCCUCGUGGAGAUGAGGAGGAGGGACGCCUUCAUCAACGACGGCACCAGAAUCCACGCGUUUUGGCUCGUGCCCCAAUUCUUCCUAGUUGGGGCAGGUGAGGCCUUCGCUUAUGUGGGCCAGCUCGAAUUCUUCAUUCGAGAGGCCCCAGAGAGGAUGAAGUCCAUGAGCACGGGGCUGUUCCUAAGCACCCUGUCCAUGGGCUACUUCGUCAGUAGCGUGCUCGUCACGCUGGUUGACAGCGCGACGAACAAAAAGUGGCUGAUGAGUGACCUCAAUAGAGGGAAGUUGGAUAACUUCUAUUGGAUGCUUGCACUUUUGGGGGUCUUGAAUUUUAUGGUGUUUCUUGUGUUUGCAAUGAGGCAUAGGUACAAGGUGCAGAACUAUGUUGUACCUCAGCAAGAGAGUACAAGCACUGAUGCAGGUAAUAUUGCUGCUGAGGUUGCAUCAGAAGGAGUUUAAUUGAUCUUUCAUUUUGAAGAUUAAGUUGGUAAAGAUAUGCACACCAUGGAAAAAAAGUUUUUUUUCCCUUAUGUAUUACACAUUUAUUUUGAGAUGUGUGUGUGUAUUGUAGUGGAAAUGUAUCAUCUGGAUUUUGAUUAUACAAAUAUUUGAUUUGUAUAUAUAUUUGAGUAUAGUUUUUUU
This is a messenger RNA of Salvia splendens (bonfire salvia), 2027 nucleotides long. RefSeq names its product protein NRT1/ PTR FAMILY 6.4. The record is from RefSeq and is a predicted model, not a curated record. Gene Ontology annotation, cellular component: membrane. Gene Ontology annotation, molecular function: transmembrane transporter activity. Lineage: Eukaryota; Viridiplantae; Streptophyta; Magnoliopsida; Lamiales; Lamiaceae. Gene Ontology annotation, biological process: transmembrane transport. The coding region runs from base 102 to 1844 and encodes 580 amino acids. The transcript has 5 exons.